AUGGCAGAUUUGAGAGGACACCCAGGGCAUUCAAGCAUGUGGUCAAGUUACGGAGGCUCAGUACACAUACCAGGUCGAGUGACAGAUCCCAUGCCAUCAACUUCUUCGCCGCUCUCAGGACGGACUAGUAGUAAUCAUACCGAGAUGGAUCAGCCCUCUCACCCCUACAGCCGAUAUCCCCAAGACGACCAAGAAGCAUACGACAGACCUGCGCACCCAGAAAUUGUCUCACAUCACGGCUACCCAAACCUGAAGAGGUCUUUCUCUGAAGCAGAACCACCUGCUUACCAGGAAAUUGUCCAGGAUCUCCGUGACGACAGCUCCAAGAUGACAGCCAGCCACGAGCACAAGCUCUUGGCCUUCAAGAGGACACAGGAUAAACACACCAUAGUUGACCAGCAAGGCCGCAUGCAACAACUAGAGUUGUCCGCUCAACUCCACGGGAUGUUCUUCCUUUCCGAAAUGCCUGCGAAUACAUCAGAUGGCUCGCUCAGACAGCCUGAGUUGACCUGUUACCGAAGAAAUCUAUUUCAAAUCAGCGGCACUCUUGUUACACCACGAGGUCAACUGUCUGUGAUCACCGAAUCUGGCGAGACUGUUGCAGUCAGCAACAUGGAAGUUACUAUCUCUGCCAUUGAGUCUGUUGAUGGCAACCCGGUCCGAUUAAUCGUGAUUCCGUGGAAAACCCCUCCACCAAACUCACCAGAGACAAACCAAACCCCAGAUCAAGAACCGCAGUCUCUGCCCCUAAUUCCUUUCCAGGAUGAUGGGACAGAAUCUGAUGGCGAAUAUGCCGUGUACCCCAUUGGGUGGCGACGCCUUCAAUUCAGGAUUGCAACUGCAAACAAUGGUCGUCGAAAGGAGCUCCAGCAACAUUUUGUCCUUCAUCUCAAAGUCGUUGGAACAUUGGCCAACGGUAACAAGACUGUGCUCACGGAAUCCACGACGGCGCCCAUUGUCGUCAGAGGGCGAAGCCCUCGUAACUUUCAAGCUCGAAAGGAGAUUCCUUUGUUGGGAUCCAGUGCAGGAUCUCGAGGACAAGCCCUUGUGGAAACUGGAGUGGGAGUUGUUGCGGGCCCCCUAAGCGCAAAGCACCAGGAAGCGAAACCGAGAGGCAUUGACGCUCAGCUCCCACGGACAGCUUUUACCUUUAACGCGCCAAAGAUCCCGGGCACACAGUUAGGCCCAAUAAGAUCUAACUCAUAUCCAACUUGGGGAACACCGCCGGCCCAGGUGCCCUUGGGUCAUAUCCCAACCUCCGGUGCAGAGAGUUACCCUGCGGCAUCAAUGGGCCCUCUGGCUGGUACGGCCAGUUUCCCUGCUGAAUCACAAGGAAUGCCCAUCCAAUCAUCGAUGGAACCCCCUGUGCCCAUAUCCAUGGUAACGAAUGAUUCGGAGCACCCACCAGUCCGAUCCCAGUAUACUUAUGAUAUGCAGACAACGACUGGCCCUCCGCAGUUAUCGAUACAUACCACUCCGCUCGGAAGCCAUGACCAGGCCAUGAACAUCCCUCGUUACGUCGAUAAUCCAAGGCCGUUGAAGAGCCCACGACACAUGAGUCAUCCCUCGAUAAGGAGCGCGGGCUCAGUAGCGAACACCGACGCCUCUCCAGAAUAUCGAUACGCCCCGUAUGCCCCCGUGAACUCGAGUUCUACCGAGGUUGCGCAGCCUAGUUACAACCCAGAAACAUCUGGGCCACCUUCAGUGCCUGCAAGGGACUACUACGCCCCUGCGCAUACCUGGACAUCAGCGUCUGGGGAGCAUAGUACGAAUCUGGCAUAUGCCAGCACUGCUGAGUCUCGACCAUACCCUUUCCCUCAAGACGAGUACAAGAGUACACCUGCGGGAUCGUCGCCAACGAAGACCGAAUCGAGCCAGCCGCAGGGUUCGUCUGUCUAUAACGGAGCCGCGAGAGGCUCUUUUGAUGCCAUGCAUCAGUAUUCCUGGAAUGGGAACUAG
Fusarium fujikuroi IMI 58289 is the source of this 1959-nucleotide messenger RNA. RefSeq names its product related to acid phosphatase. Gene Ontology annotation, cellular component: nuclear chromosome. Bases 1 to 1959 code for a protein of 652 amino acids. The record is from RefSeq and is a predicted model, not a curated record. NCBI's taxonomy places the organism in Eukaryota, Fungi, Ascomycota, Sordariomycetes, Hypocreales, Nectriaceae. Gene Ontology annotation, biological process: positive regulation of transcription by RNA polymerase II; meiotic cell cycle. Gene Ontology annotation, molecular function: DNA binding; DNA-binding transcription factor activity. The transcript is spliced from 3 exons.